Molecule: messenger RNA, 1923 nt
Organism: Fukomys damarensis (Damara mole-rat)
Lineage: Eukaryota; Metazoa; Chordata; Mammalia; Rodentia; Bathyergidae
Gene: Ak3
Product: adenylate kinase 3
Exons: 5
Coding region: 84-557 (157 amino acids)
Biological process (GO): nucleobase-containing compound metabolic process
Cellular component (GO): cytoplasm
Molecular function (GO): AMP kinase activity; ATP binding
Source: RefSeq, a predicted model, not a curated record
GCUUCUGGAAGCGCGGUCCUGGGGAAAUUGGUGUGUUAGCCAAGACUUUCAUCGACCAGGGGAAGCUCAUCCCAGAUGAUGUCAUGACUCGGCUGGCCCUGCAUGAGCUGAAAAAUCUCACCCAAGAUAGCUGGCUGUUGGAUGGUUUUCCAAGGACACUUCCACAGGCAGAAGCCCUGGACAGAGCUUAUCAGAUAGACACAGUGAUUAACCUGGAUGUGCCCUUCGAGGUCAUUAAACAACGUCUCACUGCCCGCUGGAUUCAUCCAGCCAGUGGCAGAGUCUACAACAUCGAAUUCAACCCUCCCAAAGCUGUGGGCAUUGACGAUCUCACAGGAGAGCCUCUGAUUCAGCGUGAGGAUGAUAAACCAGAGACGGUGAUCAAGAGACUCAAGGCGUAUGAAGCCCAAACAGAGCCAGUCCUGGAAUAUUACCAGAAAAAAGGGGUGUUGGAAACAUUCUCUGGAACAGAAACCAACAAGAUCUGGCCGCAUGUAUAUGCUUUCCUACAAACAAAAGUUCCACAAGCCAACCAGAAAGCCUCAGUUACUCCAUGAGAGAAAAGCAUGUAACUAGUGAGAUGAGCAGAAGAAACGCCUGUGCCUUUUUAGCAGCUUGUUUUCUAAGACUCAAUCAUGUAUGAAUUCUUUGAAAAUUAUUUUAUUUCUACUGAUUUUAUUCUGGGUAUUAUUAAGGAUGUGCCAAAUGAAUCAGAUACUAAAAUUAUCUUUUGAUAUUGUCUACUAUGUUGUAUCCAUUUAUCUUUCAUAGGUGUGUAAUUAUAAAACACCAGGUAUGUUGAAACAACAAAAAAAAAGUAAAUUGUUUUUUGGUAUGGCGGAUUGAAAUUGAGUCAAAUUAAAAGAGCAACUGGUAGUAAUCUUUUUGUUCAGUUCAAUAUUUGAUAAAUCAAAUUUUCAUAUUUUCUGGAAAAGUACAAAAACAUGUCACUUGGGGAAAACACCAUGAGACUUUUGCAGAGUGAUGGGAAAAAAAAUUUUUUUUUCUAGUGCUGUGGAAUAUGGUUUUGGGAGACACUAUCUAUAGUUUCCUGACAAAAUUACAAAAAAACCCCUGAAUUUAUAGAUCUGUUGCCAAGAUGCAGAUUCAUUGUUGCCUUUACACUAAUAAACAUGUAAACUAGCUACAUAUGCUGUGUUUAUCAUCAGAUACCACUUUGGUUUACUGAGAAUUUUUCCAAUUUGCUAUAAAAAUAUAUCACUUAGCAUAUUGUGCCGAGAGUAUUUGUUAAAAUGACAUAAAACUCUUAGAUUAGCACCAAGAGUGAAUGAAUUUUUUCUUUUUCUUUUUCUUUUUGAUACCGGGGAUCAAACUCAGGACAUUGCGCUUGAAAGACAGGCAAUGGAACCACUGAGCUAAAUCCUCAGCCCUGAAUGAAUUUUCAAUGGAAAAUAUGAAGUCCGGUUUUUGAAUAUUAGGUUAAGAAAUACAGGAUCUACUUGUCACUUCUUUUUAAUCCAAAUGCAUAAUUUGCCUUGACAAAUUACAGUACAAAGAAAAAAAAUAAAGAGUUGUGAGUCUGUAAAGAAAGCAAACUUUAUUAAGGAAAUAUAGAUAGGCAUGCCAGGAAGAUAGUCCCUUGACAUUAACACAACCAUAAUUAGUAAGCAGGUGUAGCAAUAAAAAUAGACUUGAUAGGUUAAAAAGGAUCAGGAAAGUAACUGAGCUCCCUAAGAUCUUUACUCCUGAUCAAAGAAACUGGUGCCUGCUAGUGUUCACUGCUCUAUGUAAGGGGAAAGAACUCUUCUGGUGUCCUUUGAGCAGCCAUUUACAAUCCUGAACCGUGUUUCCUUAGUAGAGCAAGAAGGACGCAUGCUCAUGUGUUGUGGUCAGGCAGAAAGUGGGGCAAUGUGAGGAGAGGAAAAACCCAUGUGAUACUAUUUUAGCUGGUGCUAAAACAAA